CUCAUUGCGACGCGCAACUGUGGAUUCAUGGUGACGUGCAGAGACGUGGCGGUGCCAAUGUAAGCUUCGCUGGCCUCACCACACACCACACCGUUCUUGGAUCAAGCAAGCAUCACGGUCCGGCUUCACCAUUCUCCCACCAACACACGCUCUUUUCCCCCCACCACAAGCAGCGGAGCUGGCUACCAAAACCCCCAGGGCCGCCCGCAACCAAGGCUCACCGGUCACAAUAUUCGCUUCUUAGAACCUCGAUUUCCUGGCUCUCAGAAGCCAGCGUCCGCCCACCAUGGCCCACAUUCAAACAUCGAAGCUCCCCUUCCGCGAUAUCAACGUGAAGGUCGCCAGCGACUCCUACACCUUCACCUCGCCUUCUUCCCCCGAUGCGCCUGCUCUUGUCAUUGACCGUCCCACGGGCGAUGUGCGCUUGACUGAGGGCGCUGCUGGAACCGCCAAGCGGGCAUCGCGCGUUUCCAGCAUUGCCGGUAUCUUGGGAAUCAUCCAACUCAGACUGGACAAAUAUGUCAUCUUCAUCACCAAGGCUCAGCCCAUCGGCCGUAUCAAGGGCCACAUGGUCUACAAGGUCGUCUCCACCGAGAUCCUCCCGAUGCGCGAGCGCCAGAUCCACGACCCCGAUGAGGAUAUCUUUAUUGAGCUCCUCAAGACUUUCAUGGCCAGCGGUCCCAUGUACUUCUCUUACUCCAUCGACCUCACAAACUCCUUCCAGCGACAGGCGCAGAUGGAUGCCUCCCAGCCUUUGUGGAUGAAGGCCGACGACCGCUUCUUCUUCAACAAGUAUCUCCAGUCAGAUCUGAUCAACUUCCGCAACCGAGGGUCCCGAUCUAACCCAGGCUCCCAACCCGGAAUUGAUCCCUUCAUCCUGCCAUGCAUCUUUGGCAUGCUCGAGAUCAAGCCCACAACCUUCAAGAGCAACCCCCUGACGCUAGUCCUCAUCUCCCGUCGAUCGCGCCACAGAGGCGGAACCAGAUACUUUACCCGUGGUGUAGACGAGGAAGGUCAUGCCGCCAACUACAACGAGACGGAGCAGAUUGUCAUUCUCAAUGACAGCAAUAGUGGCAUGGGAGGGUAUGCCGGGAGCUCCGAUAUGCAGAGUGGCAAGUUCGGCGCGGGUGCCGGAAAGGAGAUGCAGAUAUUCUCCUACGUCCAGACCCGUGGCAGUGUUCCCGCGUACUGGGCUGAGAUCAACAGCCUCCGCUACACCCCAAAGCUCCAGAUCCGGGGUAUUGAGGCCGGCUUCUCAGCUGCCCAGAAGCACUUUGAUGAGCAGAUCCAGCUGUACGGCGACAAUUAUCUCAUCAACUUGGUGAACCAGAAAGGCCGUGAGCAGCGAGUCAAGGAGGCGUAUGAGAAGAUGGUACAGAUGCUCAUUACCUCGCCGAAGCAGGGCCAGGACUCCGACCUUCUUACUGAGGAGAAGUUCACGACGAUCCAGCCCCAGACUAAGCACCAAGAGUUUGAUCGCCUGCACUACGUCUACUUCGACUAUCACAGCGAGACCAAGGGCAUGCGGAUGGACAAGGCCUAUGCUCUGAUUGAGCGGCUAGCUGAUGGCCUCGAGAAACAGGGCUACUUCCGAGCCGUCGACACGCCGUCGAAUCUCGGCAGUAGCAUUGAUGCCCGCAACUACCAGACGAGCGUCAUGCGCACCAACUGCAUGGACUGCCUUGAUCGUACCAACGUUGUCCAGAGCAUGUUCGCGCGCCACGUUCUUGACCGCAUCUUUGAGGAUGUAGGCUUCAUGGCCCGCGGAGCUUCGUUCCGCGACGAGGACGACGCCUUUGAGAACAUGUUCCGUAACCUCUGGGCUGACAACGCCGACGUUAUCUCCACUGCCUACUCGGGCACCGGAGCCAUGAAGACGGACGUCACCCGCACCGGCACGCGCACCAAGGUCGGCGCCCUCCAGGACGCUCGCAUCGGCGUCACGCGAUACUUCCGCAACAACUUCUUCGACGGACCUCGCCAGGACUCGUUCGAUCUCUUCCUCGGCGCCUACCAGCCCGGCACCACCAACAUCGGCACUACCCUCGUCUUCACCGACCGCCGACCAAUUCUGAUCCAGUCCAUCCCUUAUAUCCUCGCCUUCAGUGUCUUCAUCAUCUUUGUCGGCCUAUUCACCCGCCGUGCGCCGGACGCCAGCAUCUGGCCCAUGCGCCUCUUUCUCCUAUUCUUCUUCGGCGUUGCCAUAUGGGCCUUCAGCUUUGUCUGGGGCCACGGUAUGCUCUAUGUCAACUGGCCGCGCCUCAACCCUCGACCAUAUGCCGUGGAGGGUUACAACGAGCACUACACCAAGGCACGCAAGGACGGCCUCGUCGGCUCAUUCGUGGCGAAACACGAGCGCGGACUCAGCACGGCGCGCUACCUCAACGCCGAGGAGGGCAAGAAGAGGAUCGAGUAGGCAGGUCCUCGGGCGGAAAAGACUUAUUCGUUUCUUCAUUUAUUCGUUCAAUUGUUGGGUUCUUUGUAAUGUUCAAGGUGUGCCCUCUAGCUCAGCCGAGAGCAGGAUUUUGAGGAGAAGCAUGUCAUCUUUGUAAUAACUAAAGUUAAGAUAGUUCGCCAAGAUGGCUUCAUCCCAGGAAGGCAUAUUUUGUAAUGGGCGGUAUAGAUAGGUACAAGAGAGUGAGAAUAAAGAGAGAUG
Molecule: messenger RNA, 2656 nt
Organism: Ilyonectria robusta
Lineage: Eukaryota; Fungi; Ascomycota; Sordariomycetes; Hypocreales; Nectriaceae
Product: SacI homology domain-containing protein
Exons: 3
Coding region: 287-2416 (709 amino acids)
Biological process (GO): phosphatidylinositol dephosphorylation
Cellular component (GO): endoplasmic reticulum
Molecular function (GO): phosphatidylinositol-4-phosphate phosphatase activity
Source: RefSeq, a predicted model, not a curated record